Molecule: messenger RNA, 537 nt
Organism: Polistes canadensis
Lineage: Eukaryota; Metazoa; Arthropoda; Insecta; Hymenoptera; Vespidae
Exons: 3
Coding region: 1-537 (178 amino acids)
Biological process (GO): protein import into mitochondrial matrix; protein folding; protein stabilization
Cellular component (GO): mitochondrion
Molecular function (GO): zinc ion binding; protein-folding chaperone binding
Source: RefSeq, a predicted model, not a curated record
AUGGCGAAGGAAAUUAAUAAAAUUAUGUUCGGGAUACGACAAGUGGUACGAUUAGCAAGAAAUAUUAGUGCACAAGAUUUUGUCAAAUUUCGUCAUGUAUCUGCGUUCUUAAAACCAUACUCUACAAAUACCUUACAACAAAAAGAUGAUCAUUUAGAAGUCGAUAAAUCAACUAACGAAACGAAAGAUCUUAAUAAAUCAAUUAACGAAAAUGACAAACAAAAAAACCAAAAAUUAGCAUACCAAAAAGGUGUGGUAAUAAUACGUUGCGAUGGUUGUAAAAAUAAUCAUCUUAUAGCUGAUAAUUUAGGAUGGUUUGAUGACUCAAAAAAAGGUAUGAAUAUUGAAAAAAUCUUGGCACAGAAAGGUGAAACUGUAUGUAAGAUAAAAUACGUACCUGAAGGAUUUCUUGUUAUUCCAAAAGAAGAAAGAGAAAACUUUGAUGAAUCUAAAAAUGAAUUAAGUAGUCAACAAGAAAAAGAGAAUUUAGAUGAAUCCAAAAAUGAAAUUAAUUCGAAACAGAUUAAAGAUACGUAG